Molecule: messenger RNA, 3556 nt
Organism: Petromyzon marinus (sea lamprey)
Lineage: Eukaryota; Metazoa; Chordata; Hyperoartia; Petromyzontiformes; Petromyzontidae
Product: F-box-like/WD repeat-containing protein TBL1XR1
Biological process (GO): regulation of transcription by RNA polymerase II
Cellular component (GO): histone deacetylase complex
Molecular function (GO): transcription corepressor activity; protein binding
Source: RefSeq, a predicted model, not a curated record
CAUCACCCCGCCUCCCCGAGCCGCCAUUCCCCGUCUCGGCUGCUCACUGUCCCCCUCCCCCGUCUUUGUUGUCGCUCUCGGCGCUCCGUCCUCGCCGUCACUCGCGGGCCACCGAGCCGGGCACCGAGAGGGGCACUGAGCCGGGCACUGAGCCGGGUACUGGAGACGACGCAGCCGCCGGAACCCCGAGCAGAGCGCGGUCUGUCGGCGCGGACGCUUGACUGAGAGCGUGGGGAGUGAACAUCGCUUGGUCGCUGAGACGUGGACCGCCGUGCCACGUGCAAUCAUGAGCCUAAGCAGCGAUGAAGUCAAUUUCUUGGUUUACCGUUAUCUGCAGGAGUCGGGCUUCUCGCACUCGGCGUUCUCCUUCGGCAUGGAGAGCCGCGUGAGCCGCGCCAGCAUCAACGGUGCCCUCGUGCCCCCCGCCGCGCUCGUGUCCGUGCUGCAGAAGGGCCUGCAGUACGUUGAGGCCGACAUGUCCGUCAGCGAGGAUGGCUCGGCGUUCCGCCCCAUCGAGCUGCUCUCCCUGGUGGACGCCGUGAUGCCGGCUGUCGUGUCGUCGCGCCCCCACGCCUACCGCCCCAGCAGCCAGCAGCCGGGGACGCCCCCCAAGAACGGGGGCGGCCCGCCGAUGAACGGGGUUGACGACUACGGGGCGCACGCUCUCGGCGAGCCGCUGGUGGAUGGGCCUGACGAGGGCUCGGUGCAGCUGUUGAACAAGGUGUCCGUGCUGCGCGGGCACGAGUCCGAGGUGUUCAUCUGCUCCUGGAACCCGGCCCUGGACCUGCUCGCCUCUGGGUCAGGUGACUCUACAGCCAGAAUCUGGGAUGUGCGCGAGGGCCCGGGAGGGGCGCCGGCGGAGGGCUCCAGCCAGCUGGUGCUGCGCCACUGCAUCCAUGAGGGCGGCCAGGACGUGCCCAGCAACAAGGACGUGACAUCGCUCGACUGGAACAGCGAAGGAACGCUGCUGGCCACUGGCUCCUAUGACGGGUUCGCCCGGAUCUGGACGAAGGACGGUAACCUUUCGAGCACACUGGGGCAACACAAAGGCCCCAUUUUCGCCCUCAAGUGGAACAAAGAGGGGAACUACAUUCUGAGUGCUGGUGUGGACAAGACGACCAUCAUCUGGGACGCACAGACAGGAGAAGCCAAGCAGCAGUUUCCGUUCCACUCGGCGCCCGCGCUGGACGUCGAUUGGCAGACGGACGACAGCUUCGCCUCGUGCAGCACGGACAUGAGCAUCCACGUGUGCCGGCUGGGAGAGGAGGAGCCGAUCCGGACCUUCCGGGGGCACACGAACGAAGUUAACGCAAUCAAGUGGGACCCCUCGGGGACGCUGCUCGCCUCCUGCUCUGACGACAUGACUCUCAAGAUCUGGAGCAUGAAGCAGGACACCUGCGUGCACGACCUGCAGGCCCACAGCAAGGAGAUCUACACCAUCCGCUGGAGCCCAAGCGGGUCCCACUCUGGCCACCCCAACAGCGGCCAGAUGCUCGCCAGCGCGUCGUUCGACGCGACGGUGCGCCUGUGGGACGUGGAGAGCGGCACGUGCACACACGUCCUCACGCGCCACACCGAGCCCGUGUACAGCGUCGCGUUCAGCCCCGACGGGAAGUACCUGGCCACCGGCUCCUUUGACAAGUGUGUACACAUCUGGAACACGCAGACGGGCUCGCUGGUGUACAGCUACCGGGGCAGCGGCGGCGUAUUCGAGGUUUGCUGGAACUACACGGGAGAGCGGGUCGCGGCCAGUGCCUCUGACGGAACGGUGUGCGUGCUGGACCUGCGGAAGUAGCCAAACGCGCCAAGCCCUACGACCCCGCGGCGCCCCUACACAGUUCCCAACCACACCAACCCUACUCUACCCCCUCGCCACACCCCCUCUCCACCCGUGGCCCAUCAAGGUCCACGCCUUCUCGGCUUGCUCAGUCGCGCACCCCCCCACCCCCCCCCCCCCCCCCCCCCCCCCCCCCCCCCCCCCCCCCCCCCCCCCCCCCCAUCGUACAACCUUUACCCCGACCCGCCGCUCAAACGCUCUCUCGCCGUAGCCUUUAUCGGCAGCCCGUGGCUUCGUAUUCUCCGAUAAAUGUUCCGCUCUCUACCUUCACGAGUUUUAAGGUCGUGGAGACCUCUCUCAUAACGGGGUCGCGGUGGUAAAGGGUUACGCGGUCGUCACGAGCUUUCUUUUUGCCGUAAUCUUUUAGUUGCACGCGUUGUAUUUUUAAAGUGGCGAACACGCGCCGUGGUACUGGAAGCACGUAGUCUGUCCGCUGCUGCGAAUGCUGUGCGAUGAGAACCAUCGCUCAGUGGGGCUCCACGAUCAACUGUCCCGCUUGCAGCAGCAGCAGCAGCACCGACAGUAAUGCUGCUCCGUGGUUUCACAGCACAUCUGCCUCUCAUCGACUACUCCUAUCAUCUGCACCGACAAUAUUAUUCGCGCUUACCCGCAGAUCGCACCUCCGAUUAGCACGCACGUAUGUACGGGUAAAUGACCCCGAAGAGUGGUGGUUGAUUCAUCCUCGCUAUCCACGCUUUUAAGGUGCCGAUACACACGCGCACAACUCCCCCGUGGUGCGGUGGUGGUGGUGGUGGUCUCUUGGUGGUGGUGGUGGUGGUCUCUUGGUGGUGGUGGUGGUCUCUUGGUGGUGGUGGUGGUCUCUUGGUGGUGGUGGUGGUCUCUUGGUGGUGGUGGUGGUCUCUUGGUGGUGGUGGUUCUCCCAUGGGGCCCCAGUGGUAGUUCCGCUGCUGGUCCCAGCGAUCUCUCUGUGGUCCCAACCUCCCGACACCGACUCGCGUGGUGAUGCCCAGCGGCCACGGUGGUGGCGGCGGCGUCCGUUGGCAGCGGCGGCGAAGUCGAUGCCACGCGCACCCGGACGUUUGCCACAGGUGGUUCAUCCCCUUAUCCGCAUUCGCCCACGCGCCCUCUGCACGCAGAUAAGAGGGAGGAAAUUCACGCCGUUAUAGACCAGGGACAUCACGCAGAUAAGCCUGGGAUGGCUUAAUCAGUGCAAUUGCAAAACACGAAAUCGAACGACAUUUGAAGGAACACGAGAACGAACGCAUCAAGUUGCGCUGAUAUUGAGGCGACGUGGAUCGUUUUUGUCGAUCGCGACAAUCCACACGUUCGACUCGCCGUCGUCGCCGUCGCCGCUUGACGUUCGCUCGGCACCGUGGCAAACGCCGAGCAGCGCCGAUCGCCGUGCGAGCAGCCUGGAACGCCGACAAAAGCCCCUAGGGAAGUAUUUUGAAGGCGGAUUGUUUGGGGCAAUUGUCGCCGUGUUCAGGCCCGUUGCCAAUUCCAGCGCUGGGGCGAAAGGCCUCUUUUUCAUCCCCGUUUGGCCAUGCUUCACUGUGCUGGUUUCGGUGAAGGGGAGCCCAGAACCCUGUUGAGAUUUGACGCUCGCCACUGAUUUGCUUACUGUGGGCCGGGAGUCAAACUCGAGUCACGGUGCCAACGCACCACCCACACCACCCACACCACCCACCCAGUGCACCACCCACACCACCCACACCACCCGCACCACCCACACCACCCGCACCACCCACACCACCCACA